AUGGGGGUGGAGGGUGGAGUUUUCUGCCAAGAGAGGGCGUCAAACCUGAUUUCAGUCCAGCAGGGGGCGCUGUCUGCGGUGACUUUGAGACUGAACAUCAGUGAGGAGCAGCUCGACCUGCUGCGGACUCAGAACACAGUCCAGCAAGGGGCGCUGUCUGCGGUGACUUUGAGACUGAACAUCAGUGAGGAGCAGCUCAACCUGCUGCGGACUCAGAACACAGAGCUGGAGGUCGGACUCCGAGCUUUAGAGUUCACAGUGAACCAGCUGCAGACUGAACGUGAAGUCCAGCAGGGGGCGCUGUCUGCGGUGACUUUGAGACUGAACAUCAGUGAGGAGCAGCUCGACCUGCUGCGGACUCAGAACACAGUCCAGCAAGGGGCGCUGUCUGCGGUGACUUUGAGACUGAACAUCAGUGAGGAGCAGCUCAACCUGCUGCGGACUCAGAACACAGCUGUGUUUGCUGCAGAGCUGGAGGUCGGACUCCGAGCUUUAGAGUUCACAGUGAACCAGCUGCAGACUGAACGUGAAGUCCAGCAGGGGGCGCUGUCUGCGGUGACUUUGAGACUGAACAUCAGUGAGGAGCAGCUCGACCUGCUGCGGACUCAGAACACAGUCCAGCAAGGGGCGCUGUCUGCGGUGACUUUGAGACUGAACAUCAGUGAGGAGCAGCUCAACCUGCUGCGGACUCAGAACACAGCUGUGUUUGCUGCAGAGCUGGAGGUCGGACUCCGAGCUUUAGAGUUCACAGUGAACCAGCUGCAGACUGAACGUGAAGUCCAGCAGGGGGCGCUGUCUGCGGUGACUUUGAGACUGAACAUCAGUGAGGAGCAGCUCGACCUGCUGCGGACUCAGAACACAGCUCAGACCACUCUGCUGACUGGACUCUCUUCCAGACUGGAAGCUGCAGAGAACCAGAGCUCCGAGCUGGAGGUCAGACUGAGAGUCAGCGAGAAACAGCUGGAAGACCUGAAGACUGAAAACACAGAGCUGGAGGUCAGACUGAGAGUCAGCGAGAAACAGCUGGAAGACCUGAAGACUGAAAUCACAGCUUUGGGUGUCAGACUGAAUGAAUCCUUCAAUGGUCUUUCUCUCACAAACACAACUGCAGAUGACCAGAAGGUGGCGUUCUCAGCGGGUCUGACUGAUUCAGGACCAGUCGGACCGUUUGAUGAGGAGAGGACUCUGAUCUUCUCCAAAGUCAUCACAGACAUCGGCAACGCAUACAACCAGACAACAGGUGUAUUCAGGGCUCCUGUCAGAGGACUGUAUUUCUUCAGCUUCACGGCAGCAGAUUACCAGAAAGGUUACAUGGGUCUCCACCUGUACAGGAACAAUCUACCAAUCAUUUUCAACCUGGACCUGAACGACCAUGGCGGCUACGCCUCCACAUCUAACGGUGUGGCACUGCAGCUGGAGGCGGGUGACGAGGUCCGCCUCAGUCUGCCAGCCAGCUACCGACUCUACGAUGACGUCCGAAACUUCAGCGUGUUCUCAGGCUUCCUGCUGUUCGCCAUCUGAACGGUCCAAAGACGAGAGUAGGAGUGAGAGGUGAACAGACACAUGUAGCCGCUUUAGGAGAAGUCGAGAAGAAAGAACAGGAAAAACAGAACUUAAAACAAGUCUGAAAAUUUAUUCAACUUGACCUGAAAACAUAAAAACAUUUGGAGCUGAACUUUGACCUUUCCGUUACAACUAUUAAACCAAAGACCCUCUACAGUGUUCCUCUAACAUGUAAAAAAUGAACAUAAUCAUUCACAGUCUGUAACAGCUCAACACAAUAAAUACAAACUGUCACCUGAA
This is a messenger RNA of Labrus mixtus (cuckoo wrasse), 1803 nucleotides long. RefSeq names its product sodium channel and clathrin linker 1-like. Gene Ontology annotation, molecular function: protein binding. Bases 1 to 1521 code for a protein of 506 amino acids. Lineage: Eukaryota; Metazoa; Chordata; Actinopteri; Labriformes; Labridae. The transcript is spliced from 17 exons. The record is from RefSeq and is a predicted model, not a curated record.